AUGAUAAGGGAGACGAUAUGCUGCCCGAUGAGUAGGAGCUUCUCGUCCUCGGGUCGGAUCGUUGCAGGGAACAGCACGAAGCCGGGAGAAUUUCCCUGGAUGGUGGCUGGAAUCGACAAGUAUGAAAUGGAUGGACCUAUGUGUGUUGGAUCCCUAAUCACUCCCGUCCACGUCCUUACUGCAGCUCAUUGUUUAUCAUACUCGAUGGAAGAAGUCCCGAGUUACAUCCGGGUCCGUGUCGGAGAACAUGACUUUGAUACGGUGAUGGAAUCGGAGCAUCGCGAUUUCCGAGUCAAAAGCGUCAAAGUUCAUCCCGGUUUCGCGAACGCCUGGGACGGGAAUGAGCUCUACAUGUACAACGAUCUCGCUGUCGUUGAAAUAGACGUUCCAUGCAUGGAAGAACUCAAGAUCGUCCGCCUCCCCGAUAAAGCAACAGACUUUCGGAAUCGCUCGGCUACCGUCAUAGGUUGGGGAAUCAGAGAUCCUGACAAGCCUUACCAGCCACCCAUUCUCCAGACGGUCACUGCUGGCAUUUAUCCACAUGAGAUGUGCAAGAGUCUUCACCCUGCAAUCAAGUAUACUCAUUUGUGUGCCACAAAUAACCUGAACGGAGAGAAUAUCACGUGCUAU
Molecule: messenger RNA, 630 nt
Organism: Darwinula stevensoni
Lineage: Eukaryota; Metazoa; Arthropoda; Ostracoda; Podocopida; Darwinulidae
Source: the annotation of a GenBank genome assembly